UUCGGCCAUGUUGGGUGUAUGUUACAGCAGGAAUGUGUAUAUCAACAAAGGGAUCGAACAUAAUAUGUGACUUGUGAUCAAUAAAUCCUGGCUGAUUAAUAGACGGUGUUUACAUCAGCAGAAGUAAGAAGUUCUGAAGGACGUGACAAGAACAGAACUACACUAAGCAAAACUAUGGAGAGAUCUUUUAAUAUAAAGACCAAGGAUUCCAACUCUCCAAACUCAAGCAAUCUCUCAGAAUCCUAUAUGUCUACAAAGGAUAUAGUAAACAUAAACUCAAAUUCUUUUGCAUGUAUUGAAUGUGGUAAAUAUUUUGUCGCUAAAGCAGACCUUGUUUCACAUCAGAGAGUGCACACAGGGGGGAAACCUUUCUUAUGUUCUGAAUGUGGGAAAUGUUUCAGUCAGCACUCAGGUCUUGUCACACAUCAAAAAACUCACACAGGAGAGAAAACUUUGUCAUGUACUGAAUGUGGGAAAUGUUUUUUCAUUAAAGCAACACUUGUUGCACAUCUGAGAACUCACACAGGAUUAAAACCAUUCUCAUGUUUUGAAUGUGGGAAAUGUUUUGUCACUAAGGGAGAGCUUGUUAGACACCAGAUAACCCACACUGGAGAGAAACCAUUCUACUGUUCAGAAUGUGGGAAAUGUUUUGGCCUGUACACAAACCUUGUUCGCCAUCAGAGAACUCACACCAAAGAGAAACCUUUCUCAUGCUCUCACUGUGGUAAGUGUUUUGACACUGAAAAACGUCUUGUUACACAUCGGAGAACUCACAAAGGAUUAAAACCAUUCUCAUGUUCUGAAUGUGGGAAAUGUUUUGUCCGUAAAGAAGAGCUUGUAAGACAUUGGAGAACUCACACUGGAGAGAAACCUUUCUCCUGUUCUGAAUGUGGUAAAUGUUUCUUUAGUAAAGGAGAGCUUGUUAGACAUCGGAGAACUCACACUGGAGAGAAACUGUUCUCCUGUUCAGAAUGUUUGAAAUGCUUUAAUUGGCACUCAUAUCUUGUUAAACAUUACAGAAUCCAUACAGGAGAGAAACAUUUCUCAUGUACUGAAUGUGGGAAAAUGUUUAUCACUAAACCAGAGCUUGAAUCACAUCAGAGAACACACACAGGAGUAAAACCAUUCUCAUGCUCUGCAUGUGGUAAGUGUUUUGACACUAAAACACGCCUUGUUCGCCAUGAGAGUACUCACACAGGAGUGAAACCUUUUUCAUGCUCUGAAUGUGGAAAAUGUUUUAGUCUGAACACAAACCUUAUUCGCCAUCAGAGAACUCACACAGGAGCGAAACCCUUUGCAUGCUCUGAAUGUGGGAAAUGUUAUCGCUUUCAGUCAAAUCUUGUUACUCAUCAGAGAUCUCAUACCGGCGAGAAACCUUUCUCAUGUAUUGAAUGUGGGAAAAUGUUUGUUACUAAAGCAGAGCUUGUUUCACAUCAGAGAACACACACAGGAGAGAAACCGUUCUCGUGCUCUGAAUGUGGGAAAUGUUUUAACCAUCGCUCACAUCUUGUUACACAUCAGAGAACUCACACAGGUGAGAAACCUUUCUCAUGCACUGAAUGUGGAAAAUGUUUUAGUCUGAAUGCAAACCUUGUUCGCCAUCAGAGAACUCAUACAGGAGAGAAACCAUUUGCAUGCUCUGAAUGUGGGAAAUGUUAUCGCUUUCAGUCAAAUCUUGUUACACAUCAGAGAACUCACACAGGAGAGAAAGCUUUCUAAUGUACUGAAUGGAAAAUGUUUUGUCACAAAAGCAAGACUUGUUACACAAUAGAGAACUAACACGGGAGAUAAACCAUUUUCAUGUUUCAUAUCUGAAAAGAGACAUGCAACCAUCAAGUUCAGCCUUUUUCAUUAUUGUUUCUGAUGUUGAUCCUAAAGAUGGCAAAAUCCCCAGUCGGAAGUGCUUCCAAUUUAGCAUCAAACAAGAAAAUAAUUCCUUCUUAAACCCAGAAUGGCAGUCAGAUAUAUCCUUGAUUCAAGAAGCUAUUACCCUACCAAAUAAAAAUAUAUCCCUGUAUAUUAUUAUUUUUGCAAGUAUUUAUCUAAUUCAUGUUUAAACAUCUGUAUAGACUCUGACUAAACCUAUUCAGGCAGAGAAUUCCGCAUCCUUAUUUGUUUUACUGUAUAAAAC
Molecule: messenger RNA, 2131 nt
Organism: Pelobates fuscus (common spadefoot toad)
Lineage: Eukaryota; Metazoa; Chordata; Amphibia; Anura; Pelobatidae
Product: oocyte zinc finger protein XlCOF7.1-like
Exons: 2
Coding region: 175-1719 (514 amino acids)
Biological process (GO): regulation of transcription by RNA polymerase II
Cellular component (GO): nucleus
Molecular function (GO): DNA-binding transcription factor activity, RNA polymerase II-specific; sequence-specific DNA binding
Source: RefSeq, a predicted model, not a curated record